AGAUGGAGAUUACGAGGAGACAUCGAAGGCGGCACUAGCCUUUCAUUGUGUUCAGUGGGUGACUUGACCCAUUUGUCUCCAGUGGUAACGUCAAUGUAACUCACCGCAGAUAUAACUUUAUUAGCUAGCACUAUGCAGCUGCAUGUACAAAUGUUGGACUUUUUCAGGCACCAACACUAAAAGCGUUGGAAGAACAGAUUUCUAGCUGCUCUGCUAGCUAGCUAGCUAGCUACAUCAGGAGGAGCACCAAAUGCACGACGCUGGUAGCGAAUGCUAACCUAGCUACACUGUUAGCAUCUUAGCAGCUGUUCCGUCCACUGCAUCAUUGAGUCCUACGAUAGUCUAACGUUAAACAGACUUAACGUUACAUACAGUCUAUGAUACCACAGAUAUCAGCAAAAUGACCUCAGCUUCCACUAAAGUUGGGGAGAUCUUCUCUGCAGCUGGAGCUGCCUUCACCAAACUAGGAGAGCUCACCAUGCAGCUUCACCCAGUGGCAGACUCCAGUCCUGCAGGCGGUCAGACCAAGAGCACAGUGAAGAGGAAGCUGUAUGAAGACGGAGCUCCGUCCGCCGCCUCCGAUGGACCUAAAAAGGUCAUCAAGAAAACCGUUGCUGUAGCCACGCAGGGCACUCCAGCCGCCAUCGCCGUGCCUACAGCUCGGGUCGGCGCGGCGUCAGGACUGCAGGGCCCCGCCUCCACCCUGAAGAAACAGAAGACUGCAGACGUGACCCUCAGUGCUCUUAAUGACUCAGAUGUCAACAGUGAUCUGGUGGACAUGGAGGGACUCGGGCAAGGAUCCAACUCCAAAAAACUCAACAACUUUGAUCAAGAUAACCUGAACCUGGACUCGAGCCUCAUCAUGAAUCCCAGCGAUCUGCCUCUGCUCUCCCGUUGACACCUUUCACUUCCCGUGGACUUGAAAUGACGGACAAAACUAUAAAAGUCACACCCGAGUUGUAACAACCUGGACUUGUCUUUUGAGCCAGAAGGUGGUGACCACCCACAUCAGAGGAAUCUAGUAGUAUUGAAUAUUGUGUUGUGUCACUGCUGUGAGAGUUGUUGGCACUAUCAGCAACGUGUUUGGAUCAUUUAAAAAAAAAAAAAAAAAAAAAAACAUU
Sander lucioperca (pikeperch) is the source of this 1121-nucleotide messenger RNA. RefSeq lists its product as uncharacterized. Lineage: Eukaryota; Metazoa; Chordata; Actinopteri; Perciformes; Percidae. The transcript is spliced from 5 exons. Bases 401 to 898 code for a protein of 165 amino acids. Gene Ontology annotation, cellular component: MLL1 complex; NURF complex. The record is from RefSeq and is a predicted model, not a curated record.